UGUUUAUAUGUAGAAUUCAAUAAAAAAAUAUUGUUUAAAAAAAAUCUGUAAUAUCACAAAACACUGGUUUAUGAAUAGUGAUUGACAAAAAUCGAGUGACUCCAUUGAGAUGAAACUUUGUGCUAUUUCUGCUAUGACUUUAAAUCAUAAGGAAUAAACUCCUCCCUCUUGAGUUGCUCUACUGUCAACUAAAAAAAAAGAAAAACUCUCCCCAUGCAUCGGAAUGGUAGAAGGAGAAUGUGCAUGGAGGAGGACCCUGGUACGAUGUGGAGUAGCUGAAGUUGAUGAAGAGACUUAUAUAAAACAGUCCCAUUUAAAACUUACAUGUGUGGUAAAUGAAAGAGUAAUGAGGUCUCCAUCAGGACAGGUCAGACUCACUGACUGAUGGAAAUAGAGAAGAGGAAAAAGGGGAAAUCUCUUCGCUUCAAGCAGAAAAAGCAGCCAUGCACUACUGGCGGAGGAGCAACAUUUCUAACGCUUCUUUUUCUCGGCUGAAAAUGUAGUUUGUGUCUCGUCGCUCGGGCGGACCAUGUAGUAAAGUAUUUGCGCUUUAGCUUAGCAAUGUGGUAUGAUAUUGAGUCCGAUAUGUCUACUAAUAAUGUGACGCCGAGUAAAAGCGUGGAAUGGCUGCAGCUGGAGUUAGAGUCCGGGGCGACCUCUCUGCUCCUGCUGGACUGUCGUUCGCACGAGCUCUACGAAUCAUCCCACAUCGAGACCGCCAUCAACCUGGCCAUACCGGGGCUGAUGCUCCGGAGGUUCAAGAAGGGCAACAUACCGAUCCGGACCAUCAUCCCCAACCACGAGGACAAGGAGAAGUUCAUCAGGCGGUGCAAGACGGACACGGUGGUCCUGUACGAUGAGUGCACCGGAGUGGACUGGCACCAGGACAGCGGAGCUCCGACGUCCGUUUUGGGGCUGCUACUUCAAAAACUGUGGGAGGACGGCUGUAAAGCGUAUUACCUGGAAGGUGGAUUUGUAAAGUUCCACACAGAGUACCCAGAGCACUGUGAGACCCUCCUAGACAGCUCCUGUCCCAGCUCCUCUCCUCCGCUGUCCGUCCUGGGUUUUGGGAAUCUCCGGAUCAGCUCGGAUUGCUCCGAUGGGGAAUCCGAUCGAGAGCCGAGCAGCGCCACGGAGUCCGAGGAGAGCCCCAUCCCCAGCAAUCAGCCCGCCUUCCCCGUCCAGAUUCUCCCCUACCUUUACCUGGGCUGCGCCAAAGACUCCACCAACUUAGACGUGCUGGGCCAGCACAACAUCAAGUACAUCCUGAAUGUCACACCCAAUCUCCCCAACAUGUUUGAGCACGACGGCCACUUCAGGUACAAACAGAUCCCCAUUUCGGACCACUGGAGUCAGAACCUGUCCCAGUUCUUCCCAGAGGCCAUAUCAUUUAUAGAUGAGGCUCGGUCUAAACAGUGUGGCAUCCUGGUCCACUGCCUGGCCGGCAUCAGCCGCUCGGUCACCGUCACCGUGGCCUACCUGAUGCAGAGACUCAACCUCUCUCUCAACGACGCUUAUGACUUCGUCAAGAGGAAGAAGUCCAACAUUUCCCCGAACUUCAACUUCAUGGGUCAACUCCUGGACUUUGAGAGGACGCUGGGGCUGCACAGUCCCUGUGAUAACCGCUCAACCAACGAGGAGCAGCUCUUCUUCACCACGCCAACCAAUCACAACGUCUUCCAGCUGGACACGCUGGAGUCAACAUGAGGAUCGAUUGAUUGGAUGGCCUUUCUUGUCAUUUCCUGGGGUGUCUCUGAGGUUUUUUUCCGAGCCCGUCAGACGCCUAAAUAGCUGACACAAGUCAGUUACAGUAUUUCUGCACCAAAAGGAACUAUAUUGAUCUGUUAAAGGAGCCUGUGUCCCAGAGAACAUGAUCCAUUAGAUCCAGCCUGCCUGCCUUAAUUUCUAAUACAAGGAUGACUUUUGCUCUCAACCAUACAUGGCAUUAAUCAAUGGUCAUGUACGACCAUAAUAGCAGGACAUUUCAUAACUUUUCUAUUAAAUCUAGGAUUGACUGUUAUUUGUUAUUCACCAACUGUAAAGCGGAUGUUAAUGUGUGUCUUUGUAUGAGUUUUGAUUAUUGCCUUGAUGGUCUAAAAGGAGUCUUUGGCCAAUCCGAAUGUUUUCUGGGGACCAAUCCGAGAUGUUUUGAUGGUACUCUAGCUGAGGGAAAUAAGCUACUACAGUGAUCUGGCCUUGAAAUAUUGUCCUUCUUCUGAUAACUGUUGGCAGCUCACUUGCAGCAGAAUGGAGUUACUGCAGAAAGCAUUUUUUUGUGCUUUCACUCAGAAUACCGUCACUAAUGUCUGGUAAACACCACAAUGUUACGUAGUUCUUUAAAUACAAGAUCGAGUGGCCACUUUCUGUUAAAACAUCAAAGUUAAAACACAUUAUUCUCUAGAAACGCCCCUGUACAUUCUGUUGCUUAUAACUGCAUUAUUUGCAUGUGAUUGUGUUCUACCAAGGAUCUUGUUUUGUAACCUUUAGGUCACAUUUCCUGUUGUUGUUGUUGAGGCCUUGACCAUAACCUAACAUGAAAUUGAACCAUACGUCAGUUACUACCAGGUCAUGGUAUAGUGUAUAGGACUGGCUUUUGCCCCGAUUGAAAGGAACAAUUUCAGUGAGUAAUCAGUGUAUAAAGGAAUAGAUGUUGACCUUUGUUUUUACUCCGACAGUCUUCAGUCUGCAGCUACUCCUUCCGUGGCACAAUAAUGUUAAGGGAAACAUGAUGUGUGUGUAAUUAGCUGUUCUAUAUUGCCAGUCUUGUCUCAGAACAAAUGAGUGAGUUUGAUGUAUGAAAGGAAAUGAGUUUGACAAAAUGUGUUUUUACCUCACAAAGAGACAUUUUCAGGGAUUUUUAUACAAGUCAUCUGUGUCUCGUCAUGGCCUCUUAAAAAGUGCAUCCAAGGGCUGUUUCGUUUGGUAUGUUUGUAAAGAUGUACAUAAAAUGUGGUUGUCAUGGGGGACAUUUUCUUAAAAUCAUGAAGGAUGUGAAAGUGACCCUAUUUUGACCCUUAUGUAUAGUGUAUGUAAAGCUAAAUGUCCAAGACAUUCUGUACAAGUUUAUACAACAAAUAUAUUGUAUAUUUUUACUUGAA
Molecule: messenger RNA, 3098 nt
Organism: Sebastes umbrosus (honeycomb rockfish)
Lineage: Eukaryota; Metazoa; Chordata; Actinopteri; Perciformes; Sebastidae
Product: dual specificity protein phosphatase 7-like
Exons: 3
Coding region: 562-1707 (381 amino acids)
Biological process (GO): protein dephosphorylation; negative regulation of MAPK cascade
Cellular component (GO): cytosol; cytoplasm
Molecular function (GO): MAP kinase tyrosine/serine/threonine phosphatase activity; protein tyrosine/threonine phosphatase activity
Source: RefSeq, a predicted model, not a curated record